UCCAAAACCGCAGUUCAUAUUCGGGUUUGGAGGGAGACCGGACUCUACGAGUUUGACCCGAAAAAAAUCCUAUCCUUAUCCUCCAUGACACUGAUUAUCCGGCCUGCGGGGAGAGAGCAUCGCUCUGACUAACAAAAAAAUGUCUUCCUCUUGGCCUCUAUUUUCUCCAGUCAAUUUCAGCCUACUUUCUCCAACAAAGCUCACUAAACUCCAUCACAGACCAGUCGUCUCCGCCGUUCCGCCGCUUUCCACCUCCUCCGACGUUUCUUCCGUUACCGCAGCCUUCGAUGGUACCACAAUUGCCUUCGUCGGCGGAGGCUCCGCGGCUGCUCUGGCAGCCCUGCUUUCUCUGGCAGACCCCGAGAGGCGGCGGCAGAUUCAGGCUGAAGAGGUCGGCGGCGGAGACAAGGAGGUGGUGAAGGAGUACUUUAACAACGACGGGUUCCAUAGGUGGAAGAGGAUAUAUGGAGUGGGCGACGACGUGAAUAAGGUCCAGCUGGAUAUCAGAUGGGGGCACUCGAAAACCGUAGAGAAUGUGAUGAAGAUGUUGACCGACGAGGGUUUUCUGAGGGGAGUAACCGUCUGCGACGCAGGAUGUGGGACCGGGUGUCUGUCGAUUCCAUUGGCCAAAGAAGGCGCCAUUGUAUCGGCGAGUGAUAUUUCAGCUGCUAUGGUUUCUGAAGCCAAGGAAAAGGCUGAAGAAGAACUUUCAAAGAGAAGAGACGGUGAUAAGCUCCCAACAAUGGUGAUGCCCAAGUUUGCAGUAAAGGAUUUGGAAAGUCUAGAGGGGAAGUACGAUACUGUUGUGUGCCUGGAUGUGUUGAUACAUUACCCACAGAGCAAGGCAGAUGCAAUGAUAGCUCAUCUUGCAUCUUUGGCUGAGAAUCGCUUAGUUCUAAGCUUUGCUCCAAAAACAUAUUAUUAUGAGAUCUUGAAGAGAAUAGGUGAGUUCUUCCCUGGGCCUUCAAAGGCUACAAGGGCGUAUUUGCAUGCUGAAACUGAUGUAGAGCAGGCUUUGGCAAAGGUGGGGUGGAAGAUAAGGAAGAGAGAUUUAAUUACAACGCGAUUUUACUUCGCACGGCUUGUUGAGGCUGUCCCUGCUGGUUAGGUUAUUAUUAGGAGCGCAAUGACAGGUCACAGGUCCUAAUAUCAAAUUAUGUUUUUAAUUAUGCCCUUUCCUUAAUCUCUCUAAGAUAUGGUCAUUAUCAAAUACGGAAUAUCAAUUGUGCUGGGAUGAUCUAAUAGAACUGUAAAUUACAGGAUCUGCAGAGUCCAUUGUAGAUGAGACGAUUUUGUGAGAAGUAUAUUCCGUUUUUUAAUCUGUGGAAUUGGAGCAGGCAGGAAGAAAUGUAAUGUGUAAAAUGAUGUGAGAUUAUGUUGUCCAUGACCUUCUCGGUAUCUCUACUGUUUAAUGUGAUAGUACUAAGAUUUGAAUCAAUUAAAGCUUGGAUCGGACCAAUGUGAACAAUUUCUGUGUUUAAAAACGGUAUGGGGUGAUGAUGAUGAUAAAAACGGUUUUACGUUCUUGAUU
This is a messenger RNA of Cuscuta europaea, 1531 nucleotides long. Lineage: Eukaryota; Viridiplantae; Streptophyta; Magnoliopsida; Solanales; Convolvulaceae. The record is from the annotation of a GenBank genome assembly.